This is a messenger RNA of Lampris incognitus (smalleye Pacific opah), 741 nucleotides long. RefSeq names its product melanoregulin (gene mreg). The transcript is spliced from 5 exons. The record is from RefSeq and is a predicted model, not a curated record. Gene Ontology annotation, cellular component: melanosome. Gene Ontology annotation, biological process: melanosome transport. NCBI's taxonomy places the organism in Eukaryota, Metazoa, Chordata, Actinopteri, Lampriformes, Lampridae. The coding region runs from base 1 to 741 and encodes 246 amino acids.
AUGGGCUCGGCUUGCAUCAAGUUCUGCAUGCAGUGCUGUUGCUGCUGCUGGGUUGAGAACGACGAGGACGACGAGAAGCAGCCUUUACUUCCUCCUGACCCCUUGGAAUAUUUUGACCGGGAGGUACAAAAGCGACGUGAUCAGGAGACUAACCUGUGGAGCGAACCUGGUGACCCCAGCCACUCGGAGAGAGAGGACGACCGUGUCCUUUACACCCUGCUGCAGGCCAGAGGCAAGACCAAGAUGGGAUCCACGGGCUACCGCCGUCUGAGCGUUGAUAUCGAAGCCAUGAGAGACACGCGUCGAGAGGUCAGAGACAAGUGGAAGACCAUCCUGGAAAACUUGGGUUUCGUUGCAGAGGCUGAUUCUCUGUUGACAGUGUCUGCCACCGCCUCCUGUGACCGCAUGCGCAACGCUCCCCUCGCUCGCACCCUGCUGAAGACCCUCCACACCGAGACCUCCAUUUUCAACAGCAAAGACCCCCCACCUGAAAGAUACCUCUUUAUCAUGGACCGUCUCUUAUACCUGGAUGCAGCUGAGGAUUUUGUAGCCAAGGCGAGGCGCUUCUAUCCCCCCAGGGAUGAUGAGGAGGAGGAGGAUUUCACGGGCCUUGGCAUCAACCUGCCGUUGCUGCUGGCCAGGGUGGAGGGCUUCAACGGAGCAGGGAAAGGCGGCGACGACGACGAGGAUGAUGACAUCGAGAGUGGAAGAGAGGACGGGAACUUGAGUGACAGGUCCUGA